Molecule: messenger RNA, 933 nt
Organism: Cylas formicarius (sweet potato weevil)
Lineage: Eukaryota; Metazoa; Arthropoda; Insecta; Coleoptera; Brentidae
Product: mannose-P-dolichol utilization defect 1 protein homolog
Exons: 2
Coding region: 135-860 (241 amino acids)
Biological process (GO): oligosaccharide biosynthetic process
Source: RefSeq, a predicted model, not a curated record
UCUGACCAGACUAUUAAAAUUAAAUCAAUGCAUUUAAAAUCAUUUUGUGUUAUCUUAUUUCAGCUCUUGUACGAUACGUGUAGAAUAAAAGCGUUGCAUUUUAUUAACUGAAAAUUUUGAUUUUAAUUGUAAUAAUGAAUUCAACAGCAUUCGAAUUGUUUCGCCAAACAGUAUUAUUAGUGUUUCCUCCUCAAUGUAUCGACAUUUAUUUUCUAGAAUUCAAUUAUUUGGAUGUUCCCUGUUUCAAGGCAACUUUAAGUAAAGGUUUAGGAUUGGGUAUUAUUUUGGGUUCACUAUUGGUGAAAGUUCCUCAAAUUGCCAAAAUAUUAAGGAAUAAGAGUGGACAGGGAAUAAAUUUAUACAGUGUGACUUUGGAUCUUACGGCAAUUACGAUUUAUAUGUCCUACAAUUUUGUGAAAGGCUUUCCAUUUAGUUCAUGGGGUGACACAUUCUUCUUAGCCAUACAAACUGUGAUAAUUGGGGUUCUUGUUUUGUGGUACAGCAAUGCUAGUGUACAAGCAGUUCUGUACUUUGUGCUCUAUAUUAUUGGUUGUGUUGUACUGAUGGGUGGAAUAACACCUAUUGAGUUUCUCGGAUCUUUGACUGCUGCUAAUAUAUUAAUUGUUGUAUCAGGUAAAGUUCUUCAAGCAUGGACAAAUUACAAAAAUGGACAUACUGGGCAACUUGCAGCAGCUACUCUUUUAAUGUUAUUGGGAGGUUCAAUGGCUAGAAUAUUUACUUCCAUUCAAGAGACUGGUGACAUAAUUAAUAUUCUGACAUACAUUGCCAGUACAAUUGCAAAUGCAUUAUUAGUUUUCCAGUUAUUUUAUUAUUGGAAUGUUAAGACUAAAGCUGAUUAGUUCGAUGUGUUUAUUUGUUUUGAGAUAUUUCAAUUCAAGUGGUUAAUUAUUUAAUAUACCAUUGUUUGAAAAA